Messenger RNA from Scatophagus argus, 2931 nucleotides. RefSeq names its product CLOCK-interacting pacemaker a (gene cipca). Gene Ontology annotation, cellular component: nucleus. The record is from RefSeq and is a predicted model, not a curated record. Gene Ontology annotation, biological process: negative regulation of DNA-templated transcription; negative regulation of circadian rhythm. NCBI's taxonomy places the organism in Eukaryota, Metazoa, Chordata, Actinopteri, Scatophagidae. The transcript has 5 exons. Bases 207 to 1364 code for a protein of 385 amino acids.
AGGAAAAAUCAGGUAAUUCCAGCAGAUGGCAGUAAUGCACCGCUAAGGAUGCCAGCUAACGUUACCAUUGAGUAUCUCAGAAGAAAUAGAAGAAGCUAGCUAGCGCAGAACCGAGUGCAGCUACAGGAAAAUUAUAACCUUUGAUGCCACUAUAAACGGACAUUUGUUUUCAAGCAAGGGGCGCAUUGGUGCAGCAGUUCAGUGUCAUGAGCGUGACAACAGCACGUCACCUUUGUUUUUCCUGCUUCUGUGUUUUUACUGGCAGAUCACAUGCCAACUUAAAAGAAGAGACCAGCAUGAGCGGUUUUAGUAGACCCAACAGACACAGGACACCGACAUUCACCAGGGCAACACACCUUGGAGCAUCCAAGCCUGACCUGGAGAGAGAUUCGGGCUUUUCAGAUGCAAGCUCUGAGUACCUCAGCACAGUCGAUCUGACUGAUUCUGAAGAUGCAGGACGGAAUGGGUCGAUAGUCAGGACGGUCCAGGACAUGACUGGUCAGCAGGUGGCUGUGAUGGGAGGCGCAUACGCUGGACUAGCUCCAAUGAUCAUCAUGAAUAACUUUGUCUUAAAGCAGCCAUCCCUUAUGGCUCCAGCAGAAAAACAGCUGACCUUUCCUUCACCCUUGGAAGUGAUGCCUCAGUCACAGGUUGUACUUCUCCAACCCAUGGUAUCAAAUGGCAAUAGCAGCUCACCAAAGGCUGGUUCUGAAAAUAUCCAACAUUCAAAAAGCUACAUGCCCAUCCUCAAGUCAUAUCCCAGAAUUGCCCCACAUCCCUCCAAGAGAGUGGGAUCUUCCAGGAUGAGGGUGAGUUCAGCUUCAAUACAUGACCAGCGACAAAGAAGGCAUCACCGCGGACACAGGCUCGACAGCUCCCCGAGCCCGCAGCUACCACUACUGACCACAGUCAAACCCAUCUCCAACUUUGAAGCAGUAAACAACCAGUCACAGGCGAGUGAGAGUCAGGAGGAGCUCAGUGACAUUUCCCUCUCCCUGCUGGCGGGGACCAGCUCCCUGCCCCCCUACACAGAUGAUUUCAGGACAGACAUUGACAGUGACAGGAUGCAAGAUGACAAAUACCAGGGUCCCUCGUCAGUGGACAGUGACAAACUGAAGCGUUUCAGCAAUACCUACAACAUUCUCAACAAGUCUGGCUUGCUGGGCAUCACCAUGCGCACAAAGCAGCUGAUCAAGGAGAAUAAGCGCACCCAAGGCCAGCUGCAGCAGCUGCGGGAGCAAACAGCUCUGCUGCUGGAGGCUCUGAGCAGCGGAGACCCGCAGCUCUGGUCUGCACUGCAGCUCUCUCUGCAGCACACAGACAAGGAGCAAUGGGGGGCUAAAACGCGGAAAGUCCUGGAGUAAUAUAUUGAUGGACAUGACCAGCAGGUCUCAAUCAGAGGUUCACACAAUGAUUUAUUGAAUGUGAAAAUUCAGAUCUUUACAGUAAAACUUUCUAUGUUUGAAAUAGUCAUUGCACCAUCUAGCAUUACAACUAAACACUCUAUAACUUAGAACUAAACUAGGUAUUCCUGUUGUAAGUAAUGAACAACUUAAAUUUGCAGCUUAACCAGCCCAAAACAUUCAGACCUGCUGGUCUAAUAAGAAGCUGAAGCACUACACCCUAAUACGAAGUGGGAGUUAAGAAGCAUGCUAACCUUUCAAACCCAUGCCUAUAAUGAAUUUUCUUGCCUCUCCUGCUUCAAAAUGGCAAGUAUCACUUGCAAUAGGGCUAUGACUUCUAUAUAUUGAACUUGUAAUUGCAUAAAACGCAUGCCUUACCUCACAUGUAAGGACACACAAGGUUAAUUCCGUGUAUUGAAUAUGAUGGCUUUACAGAAAAUACAAGCAUCAUUUUUACAUUUUUAAAUUUAAUGGGAAGCAUGUUGAAUCACUUGGGCAAUAGCUUGUCCAUGUUUUAAUUAAACUGGAUGAAUCCUUUUUGAGGAGGUGUAUAUAGUUACAGCUUGUGUUCUCAAAUGACAGCUGGGUAGCUCACAGUGAGAGUCAGAGGGAUGGCAAAACCAUUGUUUUUUUUUCUUUUAAAUAUUUUUAGUGUCAUUAUUAUUUAUUUAUAUUAUGUUUCUGACCAACACUACAGCUGUGUGAAUAACACGUUUGCCAAUUCACUGGUAAAGCAAGCUUUUUAUUUUUUUUUUGUCAGAAGACUCCUUUAAGAACUUUGUAGGAUUUUGCGAAAGCAUAAACUGUAGCAAGUGAAGUGUUGUAGCCAUGCAUUAUUUUUCUGACUUUGUGUAUGUUGCUGCCAUGUUCAUUCCUGCUGCUCAAGCUUUGUGUGAUGUGUAUUAAUAGAGACUUCAAAGCUAAAUAGUUUGAUAUUACAGACUCUUGCACUUUAGUUAUAAGGUUACUGACAACAUUUUUAGACAAAAGUUAUGACUUGUAUUCAUAAAUGAGCAUUCUGUCUCGAUAAAAACAAUGUGAAUAUAUCUAUUUAUCUUUAUGCCUGUGCCUUUUUAAAUAUGUUCAUGUUUGUACUUCAUAUCAGUGCUGUGAGCUUAGAUUGUGAGCUUCACAUGGAAGAAAGUUGAAUGUACUUAAAAUUCUCCAAAGAAAUAAUAUUCUUCUUUGAAUUGGAACAAAUCAUGCCCUGCUCAGACAAAACACCCAGAGCUGCUGCCAAAAGACGAGCAUGAAGAGUACUGAAGUUAAGCCAUAAAUGGUUCUCUUUUAAAUAUAAUUUUGAAAUAAACUGUUGUGUUAAUUAUUUGAGCAGCAAUACAGUACUGCUCCGGUAGCAGUGAAACUCAAAACGGUCAAGUCAGUCUUAGUUUUAAAAGGGCAAAAGGAAGGUUACAAAAAUUAUUUAAAGAUUACUUUUUAAUCAUGGCUUUUUUUCUUGUUAUUGUGAAAUGUGCUUUCUGUAUCGUCAUUUUGACUAAUAAUGAACUAUCAUAAAACUCUUUGAAGA